AUGGGGCGGCUGCGCGCGUGCCUCCGUCUCCGCCGCCUCCUCGAGACGAGGCCGCCGCCAUCGAGCCCCUCUCCGGCGCGCGUGCCGCAGCUCUCUUCCCGCACGUCGCCCUUCUCAUCCGCCGUGGCGGUCGCGGCCGCCGCGCCCCAUGACUGCCGCGACUCUGGCCUCGGGAGCUCGGCCUACUGGGCCUGGAUCCGGGCGGCGGCGGAGGCGGCCCCGGCGCCCGCGCCUCCUCAGGACGAGGAGGAGGAGGGCCUCUCGCGCUACAUCCCAGUCAAGGCCUACUUCCUCUCCACCAGCAUUGAUUUGAAGAGCAUGCAGGCGGAACAUUUCAGCGACGUGGUACCUCAAUCGACCCGAUCGCUAAAUUACAUCGCGCUCCGGUACUCUGAAUUCCCUCCAGAGAUCAUGGACAUUGGAGUGAGGGAUAACAGAUUUUGCUAUCGCUACGUGGUUGUCUUCCAAUAUGGCUCUGCCGUGCUUUUUAAUAUUGCUGAUCAUGAAGCUGAGCAUUAUCUUGAUAUGAUCAGGAAUCAUGCUUCGGGAUGGCUUCCAGAGAUGAGAAAAGACGAUUAUGCAGUGGUUGAGAAGCCAUCCCUGACAACAUGGAUGAAAGGAGGGCUUGAUUAUAUAGCUCUUAAAAGUGUAGACACUGAUGGAAUUCGCAUCAUUUCAAGUGUUCUCGGUCAAAGUAUCGCUCUCGAUCAUUACAUACGGCAGGUUGAUGAUAUGGUUGAGGAAUUUACUGAAAUCAAUCGUGUCAUGGAGAAGACUGGGGACUUCACAAUGAAAAGAAAGAAGCUCUUUCAACUUGUGGGCAAGGCUAACUCUAAUCUUGCGGAUGUUAUCAUCAGGCUUGGCCUUUUUGACAGGUCUGAAAUUGCUUGGAAAAAUUCGAAUUACGCGCAAAUUUUGGAGUAUCUUCGGGAAGAAUAUGAACUGAAUCAACGUUUUGGAAGCCUGGACUUCAAACUGAAAUUCGUGGAGCACAACAUUCAUUUUCUUCAAGAAGUGCUCCAAAAUAGAAGAUCAGAUUUGCUGGAGUGGGGCGUUAUAAUACUACUGACUAUUGAGAUUGUGAUCUCACUAUAUGAAAUUAUCAAGGACUCCAGCAUGAUGUCUUGAAAGCACAGAUCUCAGUCAUCAUCUACAGUUAUACUCAUUGGCCCAUAGCAUCGUGUACUAGAGUAGUAAUGCAGACUCUUUCCCCUUCUCUAUCAGUUCCCUACUGAUCUCUAACCUCAGUGGAAAGCAAGUUGACUUUGGGCUAUGUUCCUCCAAGCACUUUCCUCAUUGCUCUUUUUGUUUUUGUUUUUUUGGAGUGCACUUUCUUUUGGCUGCUCUGGCAUUUCCUAGGAAUGCAUUUUUUUUUGGGUUUGUUCACCCUUUUGUUCCAACUAAGUUUUAUAGCUGACAAAGUCAGAAAUUAGUUACUCCAUUCACCAAUGAUCAACAACAUUCAUGGAUUGAUGGAUAGUACUUUCUUAUAUUAUGUGCUCUGUUCUCAA
Lolium rigidum is the source of this 1511-nucleotide messenger RNA. Its product is annotated as protein RETARDED ROOT GROWTH, mitochondrial-like. The transcript has 7 exons. The record is from RefSeq and is a predicted model, not a curated record. Lineage: Eukaryota; Viridiplantae; Streptophyta; Magnoliopsida; Poales; Poaceae. Bases 1 to 1128 code for a protein of 375 amino acids.